Astrephomene gubernaculifera is the source of this 1064-nucleotide messenger RNA. The record is from the annotation of a GenBank genome assembly. Lineage: Eukaryota; Viridiplantae; Chlorophyta; Chlorophyceae; Chlamydomonadales; Astrephomenaceae.
CCAAGCCUCGCUCCAGCUCCUCAUCCAUCACAGCGAUAAUAAUUUCCGAUUGGCUACGCUGUAACUGGUUAACCGUUUAUGAUAGCGCACGCACGUGCACCGAUGUUUUGUGCAUAGGGUGUUGUAGAUAGAUCCGAGCGCGCAACCGCUGUGCGAACUACGCUAGCUGCUGUCAUACGCCUGCCACACACGUACAUUGAAGCAAGUCAACAUUCUGUACUACUGCCAAGGCUAAAACGCUUUAGGUCGAAAGCAGCAUGGCUGAUGAUUCAGGCAGAACCAUACCUGCGCACGACCCAACACUAUCCCAAAAUUGCGUGACCGCCGCAAGCGGGGUGUGUAAGCCAGCAGACCCGCCACUCCAAACGCUCUCUCCCGACACGAAGCGCCAACGAAUUGAGGCUCCCAACCCGCGGACAGCUCAUCAGCAGGACACAGGAGGCCCCCAGCAGUCCGCGGGCCCGCGCCCCGGCUGGUCCGAUGUGUCCCUCGAGUCCCUGAGGGGCCAGCUGGAGGACUUUGCACGGCAGCGAGAUUGGGAGCAGUACCAUACCCCCCGCAAUCUGCUGCUGGCCCUGGUGGGGGAGGCCGGGGAGCUGGCGGAGCUGUUCCAGUGGCGCCGCGAGGGCGAGGCGGCGCGCGGACUGCCGGGUUUCACAGCGCCGCAGCGCACCGCGGUGGCGGAGGAGCUGGCGGACGUGCUGCUGUACCUGGUGCGGCUGGCCGAUGCAUGCGGGGUGGACCUGGGGCGAGCGGCGCUGAGCAAGAUGGCCAAGAACGCGGUCAAGUACCCGGCGGAACGCUGCCGGGGCUCAUCCGCAAAGUACACCGCAUACGAUCUCCGGCAGCAGAAGGAGGAGGAGGAGGAGGCGCAGCAGCAGCCGGAGGAGGAGGAAGGGGGAAAGGAAGAGGAGCAGAAGCAGCAAGAGCAGGAGGGAGAGAAGGAGCAGCUGAAGCAGGAACAGGAAUAGAAGCAGGAUAUGAAAGCAGGAGGAAGAAGAGGGGCAGCAGCAGUUGGAAGUGGAGCAGGACAGGUUGAGAGGAGCAGGAGGGCGUAGGUAGUG